Molecule: messenger RNA, 816 nt
Organism: Fukomys damarensis (Damara mole-rat)
Lineage: Eukaryota; Metazoa; Chordata; Mammalia; Rodentia; Bathyergidae
Product: mitochondrial import inner membrane translocase subunit Tim8 A-like
Exons: 1
Coding region: 87-380 (97 amino acids)
Source: RefSeq, a predicted model, not a curated record
UGUGAUUCCGGUUCCGCUGCCCACACGUGAAGUCAAGGUCGGUGAGUUGGUGCGGUGUCAGUUUAGGCAAGUGUGGUCGUGCUGGGAUGGAUUCCUCCUCUUCGUCUUCCGCGGCUGGUCUGGGCGUCGUAGACCCACAGUUGCAGCAUUUCAUCGAGGUGGAGACUCAGAAGCAGCGUUUCCAGCAGCUGGUACACCAGAUGACUGAACUUUGUUGGGAGAAGUGCAUGGACAAGCCAGGGCCAAAGUUGGACAGUCGGGCCGAGGCCUGUUUUGUGAACUGUGUAGAGCGCUUCAUCGAUACAAGCCAGUUCAUCUUGAAUCGACUGGAGCAGACCCAGAAGUCCAAGCCAGUCUUCUCAGAAAACCUUUCUGACUGAUCUUAGCAUUACCUCUUUAGAAAAGGAAAGUGGUUAAAAGAACUGUUGAUGGGGUGAAGAAAUGUCUGUUGAGAGGACUGGCUAUCCCUUUUUGUCACUCUUGGGACAUCUUAUAAUUUGAGAAUAAAGGAAGACCAGUUUUUGUGUGUGGGGUUUUAGGGUCAUAUAUGUAUUUACUUUUUAAAGAAACUUAUAAUCUUGUAAAAAUAAUUGACAGAUGAGUGAGACAUUAUUAGAUGUAUAUUAUUGUAUGUGGGACUAUGCUUUUCUUAAGGCUCUCUUAACUGCUUCCUGUAAUUUUUCUUUCUGGUACAGGGAAUUGAAUCUCCGCCCCUUCACCCUUCCUGUAAUUUUGAUAGUGAAACUUCAUUCUACAAUUUUGUAGUGGGAUCACGUAGUAGGUAAAAGCUAAUUGUGUGAAUUCGUGUCAGACUUU